Messenger RNA from Lycium ferocissimum, 2880 nucleotides. RefSeq lists its product as uncharacterized. The transcript has 2 exons. NCBI's taxonomy places the organism in Eukaryota, Viridiplantae, Streptophyta, Magnoliopsida, Solanales, Solanaceae. The record is from RefSeq and is a predicted model, not a curated record. Gene Ontology annotation, molecular function: protein binding; calcium ion binding. Gene Ontology annotation, cellular component: plasma membrane. The coding region runs from base 280 to 2658 and encodes 792 amino acids.
AAGGAAAAAAAAUGUAAACACAAAAAACAGUUGUCUUCUUCUUCCCCUUCAUCUUUUCCUUUUUCUUUCCCUAGAUCCAAUGCUACCAAAAAUUUCAUCUUUCUCCAAAUCCGAUUUCUCUCUCUAUCUCUCAUUUCCCUAAUUUCAUAAACUGAAACCCUAACCCUAAAAAAAUCCCCCCUUUUGUGCUCUCACUAUAAAACCCUAAUUUUUCCAAUUCUCUACCCUCAAUUCACCAAGCUUGAAUCUUUAUUGAGAACUUGUGGUCAAUUUUGCAAAAUGGCUACGAGGGGAAGCAGAUCGGAAAAAGUAAAAAGAAUUUUCCAGCAGUUUGACCUUAACCAUGACGGUGGUCUUAACCGUGAAGAAAUGGCAGCAUUAGUGGUCGCUGUAAACCCUAGAGUCAAAUUUAGCGACGAACAAAUCAACGCUAUACUCGACGAGGUUUUCCGUACAUACAGUGAAUUUAUCGAUAGCGAAAAAGGGUUAACUUAUGAUGGUCUUUUACGUACCUAUGAUGACGGGGCAGGUGACGUGGACCGUGAUUUCGACGCGCUAGGUCUCGAGUUACUGAAGCCUGAGGACAAUGCUGGAACUUCCAUUGUUGCUGACGUGGCGUCUUCGUCGUCUAUUGUUGAUGAGAGAGUAAUGGAGCCACAUAAGAAGCAGAGGACUGCAGCUUGGGCAGCUUCACCGAAUCACGGGAUUGUGUUUGAUGACACGUGGAAGCUUGUUGAUGAUCUUGAGAUAUUGAUCAAGAGGCUUAAGUCUAAGCAAUCGAAAGAUGGGAAGGUUAAGAAUGAUAAUUCGGAUGUGUAUUCGGAAGGUUGGUCGAGAGAAUUAGGGCCAAGUACCGAGCUUACGGAUAAAAGGGUUGCUUGGGAGGAGACUGGACAUGAUUAUGGUGUUUUUGUGAAGGAGUUGGGUGUGUUGAGGUCGAGGGCUGAUGGGUCGAGGUCAAGGGAAGAAGCGUUUGAUGGUCAUAUGGCAAUUGGUAGGGUUUUGUAUGAUCAACAUUUGUUUAAGGAAGCAUUGGUGAGUUUUAAGAGAGCUUGUGAGUUGCAGCCUGCUGAUGUUAGGCCACAUUUUAGGGCUGGCAAUUGUUUAUAUGUGCUCGCGAGACAUAAUGAGUCGAAAGAGGAGUUUUUGCUGGCGUUGGAGGCGGCUGAAGCUGGCGGGAGUCAGUGGGCUUAUUUGCUUCCCCAAAUUCAUGUGAAUUUGGGAAUUGCUCAAGAAGGUGAAGGUAUGGUUAUUAGUGCUUGUGAACAUUAUAGAGAAGCUGCUAUUUUGUGUCCAACUCAUUUUAGAGCUUUGAAAUUAUUGGGUAGUGCACUUUUUGGUGUGGGUGAGUAUAAGGCAGCUGUUAAGGCAUUAGAAGAAGCUAUUUAUAUGAAGAGUGAUUAUGCUGAUGCACAUUGUGACCUUGCUUCUGCAUUGCACGCGAUGGGUGAUGAUGAUAAUGCAAUUAAGGAGUUUCAGAGAGCUAUUGACUUGAAACCUGGUCAUGUUGAUGCUUUGUAUAACUUAGGUGGGCUUUACAUGGAUAUGGGUAGGUACCAGCGUGCUUCGGAGAUGUACACCAGGGUACUAAGUGUUUGGCCGAAUCAUUGGAGAGCACAGCUCAAUAAAGCUGUGGCUUUAUUGGGUGCUGGGGAAACUGAGGAAGCUAAGAAAGCCUUGAAAGAAGCUCUGAAGAUGACGAACAGAGUGGAAUUGCAUGAUGCAGUAGCACAUUUGAAACAGCUUCAGAAAAAGAAGUUGAAGGGGAAUGGAAAUGGCAAUGGGGAGGAGGCGUUUAUCAUUGUUGAACGUUCAAAGUUCAAGACUGUGGGUGAGAAAACCACAGUGAGAGCGGAUUUAUCUACUGCUCUUGAUAUUAGAAGUUUUCAGAGGAUUACUCGUCUUAAUCGUUGUGAUGUUGAUCAGAUAAAGAAGGAAAUAAAUGAAACUGAUGUACCAAUGUCUUAUUCUGGUGGUGUACCUGAAAAGUCAAUACGCAAGGCUUCACUGGAGGAGAUUCUUCGCAGAUUGCUUAAAUUCUUGAAAGCAGAGACCUUUAUAGGAGCUGUUAAAGCCAUUAACCAGAAAGUUCUCUCGGUUUUAGACGAGUCAGAAUCGGGUCGGCUUGAUCUGGGCAUGUUUUUCGCUGUUCUUGCUCCUGUCUGUGGAGGAUCACCAGACAAAAGAAAACGCAUUGCAUAUGAGGCGCUUUUGUGGCGUCCUGUGAAUGAGGGUAGCAACCAGAUAAGAAAAACUGAUGCUCAGAGGUACAUCAAACUGCUUAGAGCUAUUUAUAUUCCUUCUCAUGGAGCAAGUGAAAUGCUGGAAAUUCAUGGGGAGAUGGACACAUCAUUGGUGUCUUUAGCAGAAUUCACUGCUAUGUUUGAUGAUCCUGAUUGGGGAUUUGGUAUAAUGUCCACUUUGCUGAAGCUUGAAUUUGGGGAUAGGAAUCGUCACGGUAGCCAUGUUUGUGCAACUUGUCGCUACCCAAUCAUUGGGUCUCGCUUUAAGGAGAUGAAAUCACAUUUUAGUUUGUGCAGUCUCUGUUACAGUGAAGGAAAAGUACCUCCAACCAGCAAGCUAGAAGAGUACAGAUUUAAAGAAUAUGCUAGUGAAGCCGAGGCAGUGAAAGAUAAGUGCAUGUGGUUUGGAAAAUGAGUGUAUGUUUUCUGAUGUUCAGGGUGUGAAUUAUAUCUAGCUUAUGAAACAUGUUCCUCUUGUACAAUAAUCCUUUCAAGUUGUGACCAUCAAUUCUUUGUUUAAAAGGCAGUAUUGUAGGGAUUUGUAGUUCUUUGUGGGUGCCUUCAUAAUUAUGACUCCUUUAAGGGAUUGUAUCUCCUGCAAGUUCAUCAGUGUAAAGUUCUAUGUUUUCUCCCUUGA